This is a messenger RNA of Nezara viridula (southern green stink bug), 351 nucleotides long. NCBI's taxonomy places the organism in Eukaryota, Metazoa, Arthropoda, Insecta, Hemiptera, Pentatomidae. The record is from the annotation of a GenBank genome assembly.
AUGCAAACCCCCGUUACAGAAGCCUCCCUGGCUGCCGCCCUGGGCCGAGCGGGGUGCCACGUUUCCAUUACUCAGAGAGCAGACUUAGCAGCCGAGGCUUCCGUCGAGGUGGAGCGAAGCAGACUGUGUGGCGCCUGGGAGGAGGAAGGAGGACCCGUGCACGCUCGUCGCGCCGCGCAGCCGCAGCUUUAUCGACACUCUCUUCUCCUCUUGCCUCACAAUUAUCUCCCCGUUUAUCUUACCUCCCUUCUAUCUCCUCCAUGUCAUCCUGGGCCGAUGUGGCCAAUGGCCAGUUGUUAUCGACAUCCCAGUCAUGUUAUAAAACAUUUACGAGAGGUAUCAAAUCUAUAA